Protobothrops mucrosquamatus (brown spotted pit viper) is the source of this 552-nucleotide messenger RNA. Its product is annotated as SET and MYND domain-containing protein 5-like. Gene Ontology annotation, molecular function: protein binding. NCBI's taxonomy places the organism in Eukaryota, Metazoa, Chordata, Lepidosauria, Squamata, Viperidae. The transcript has 6 exons. The annotation marks the transcript as partial. The record is from RefSeq and is a predicted model, not a curated record.
UGGUUUUCUCCCGAAGGCUUCCGGACUUUGUUCGCCCUGGUUGGGACCAACGGACAAGGCAUAGGGACCAGCUCCCUGAGUCAGUGGGUCCGCGCCUGCGACGCUCUGGAGCUGCCCACGCAGGAACGGGAGCAGCUGGACGCUUUCAUAGACCAGCUCUACAAGGACAUUGAGAAAGAGACAGGGGACUUCCUGAACUGCGAGGGCUCCGGCCUCUACGUGCUGCAGAGCUGCUGCAACCACAGCUGCAUCCCCAACGCCGAGGCCUCCUUCCCGGAGAACAGCGGCCUCCUGCAUCUGAGCGCGGUGGAAGACAUCCCCCAGGGAGAGGAGAUCUGCAUCAGCUACCUGGACUGCUGCCAGAGAGAACGGAGCCGACACAGCCGGUGCAAAAUCCUACAGGAAAACUACUUGUUCAUCUGCUCCUGUCCCAAGUGCCUGGCUCAAGCCGAAGAUCCCGACGUCACGUCGGAGGAGGAGGAAGAGGAGGAGGAGGAAGCCGAAGGGGAGCCCGACGGCGCAGAGCUGGAGGACGAGAUGACGGACGUUUGA